This is a messenger RNA of Exaiptasia diaphana, 1489 nucleotides long. RefSeq lists its product as uncharacterized. The transcript has a single exon. Gene Ontology annotation, molecular function: ATP binding; metal ion binding. The record is from RefSeq and is a predicted model, not a curated record. Lineage: Eukaryota; Metazoa; Cnidaria; Anthozoa; Actiniaria; Aiptasiidae. The coding region runs from base 64 to 1233 and encodes 389 amino acids.
UGUACUCGUUUGUAGUUUUCAAAACGUUACAUUGUCGGCUGAGUGGAAGGUAUCUAGAUCAAAAUGUCGGUAAACAACAAGAAAGCCGUGACUAUCGGUAGUUUGAUCAAAAAGGACUUGAAGGACGCGUACUACUUGCCAGCCUGGCCAUCCUCGCACACCAGAGGCUACAGAUUUUACAAUGAUAAAAAGCACCGCGUCUACGACUGUCCACCACCGUCWCUGACCUUCAACAAUCUUUGUUUCCCGUUUAGAAACCUUGCAGCGGCCGGCGAUGAAGUCCCUGUUCUGUUAGACUACCAGCCUCCGAGGUACUUGAAAAAACAUUGGAAAAAGUGGCUCACAGCCUUCCCCCAAGCAAAAUUAAAAACCGUGGACGAAGGACUUCAGGAUGACGCGCUUAUUGUGACYACUGCGGCUCUACAAGCCAUYCCUGAGAGGAAACAUAGUGUAGACCCUGAUGUUCUUUACAAGGUCCAACUAAAGAGCGAACUCCCUGAAAUUGGAGUCCCAUGUCCACCACGCAUGGAAGAGAACGAAGUAGAAUGCCCGUGCAUUGUGAAAGUUGAUCAAAGUUGGUCAGGACGAGGGACUUUGAUGGCUAAAAACAAACAUGAAUUGUCRGCCAUUCUUAAAGAAAUCAGAGAAGAAAAUGGAUGGAAGGAAAAURUCCUAUUUGAGAAGCUYAUCCAAGGAAUCAAAGAAGUUCCCAGCUUUCAGUUCCAUUUGCACCGAUCUGGAGAAAUCUACUGGGUCGGAACAACUUGUGGAGGCUUCACUGGUUAUCAAUGGACAAGUGCUGUCGUUGAUUGGGACAAACAGGACUACUAUAAGAACCUGGUAUGGGAUGACUUCACUAUCCCUAUUACUAAAUAUCURCACAAACAAGGCUACUUUGGGUUGGUUACUUUUGAAGUCAUCAUAACAGAUCACGGAAUGUUCUUAUGCGACCUGAAUCCACGAGUUGGCGGCGACACGACGCAUUUGUUCUUGGCGCCUUUCAUGGCACAGUCGAUGGGCUACACACACUCCUGUCUCACACUGAACAACCACUUCAACGUCCCGGCUAAAACUAUCAUAGAGAACGCUAAUGAUUUGAACAAUACCAAUGUAGGAAGAGUGAUUGUGACAUCGGCAGCUAACGAUGGUAACGGUUCCUUUUGUGACUUUUCCAUUUAUGCCAAGACAGUGACGGACCUAAAGGUUCUUUAUGACAAAGUAACUCACACCUAGGACGUCAGACAGACCUUGAAAUAUGAACUGUUUAUAGACUGUAUGCAGACCUUCUAUAGGUCAGCUUUAAUGAUUCUCAGUUUUCAGGGRCAUUAUAAACGAUCAGAUGAACAAUUACAUUUCAUAUCUAUAAAUAUUCAGAUAAAUAUUAUAAAGAAAAUUCUCUAUUCUGCUAUGUAAAUCUGUUAUCAUGAAAUACGAUUAGCCCUGUAGGAUUAUAUUUUUUAUCACRUGUUUUUACAAUAAAUCUCUGUAC